AUGCAUAAAAGGAAAACUGCUAAAGUUAAGUUUGUUACUGUCUGUCUGGGUAGUUAGUGAGAAGGAAGACGAGAUUAGGCAACAAGGGUGCAUACCAAAAGAAGGAAGAGACAGGGGAAGUAAAGAAAGCGUCACAUAUUAAAAAUAACCAGAGUGAAAUGCAGAGAGAGAAGACAAAGGCAUGCAGGUGUGGCUGUUCCUGAUUCAGUUUGAACCUCUUUGUAUACGCAAGAAAUAACUGUCUUCACCCAGAGAGUGACUGGACUAAAUCAAGAUGUUUAUUCUCUCCUGGCUAAUUUUACUCUUCACCAGUUCCAGCUCAGGCUCCAACACAAGCAUGAUCAAUGACAGUGGAGCAGCCACCCUCUCCAUGAGCAAUGUGACAGGAAACGAUUCUGGUCAGUACGUUUGUACAACACAGAACCAGGACAGGAAACUAACAGUGGACAAAGCAGUGCCAUAUGUAAAGACACCAACAAUCAGUGGCAAAACUACAAUUAAGCAAGGUGAAGGUCUCAAUCUGACCUGCACUGUCGACAGUUUUCCUCUAUCCGUCAUCACAUGGUCCAAACGUGGCAUCAACCAAACUCUAAACAAUGAAACUAAAUAUGGAACAUCAACUCUUGUGAUUCAUAACGUGACUGAACAGCAUUCUGGACAGUAUGUUUGUCAUGCAAACCAUCUAAACAAAACCUUGGAGCAAGACAUUAACAUCACUGUGAUAAAUGUAUGGGAAAUGAAGAUCACGGGAGAACCAACUGUUAGAGAGGGAAGUACUCUGAAUCUGACCUGCACUGUCGACAGUUUUCCUCUAUCCGUCAUCACAUGGUCUAAACGUGGCAUCAACAAAACUCUAAACAAUGAAACUAAAUAUGGAACAUCACCUCUUGUGAUUCAUAACAUGACUGAACAGCAUUCUGGACAGUAUGUUUGUCAUGCAAACCAUCUAAACAAAACCUUGGAGCAAGACAUUAACAUCACGGUGAUAAAUGUAUGGGAAAUGAAGAUCACGGGAGAAUCAACUGUUAGAGAGGGAAGUACUCUGAAUUUGACCUGCACUGUUAACAGCUCCCACUCUAUUCCGAUCACUUGGGUUAAACUCGGCAUGAACAAAACCCUGACCAAUGAAACUGGAAUUAAAGUCGGAACAUCCUCCCUCAUCAUUCAAAAUGUGACAAUAAGCAACUCUGGACAGUAUUCCUGUACAACAAUAUUUGAGUCACAAGUCCAAGACAUAAAUGUUACUGUUACUUAUUGGAGGAUGCCUGAAAUAACUGGAGACAUUGUUGUUACAGGCCAUGUUCUGAAUCUGACCUGCAGCGUCGAUAGUUGGCCUCUUUCUUUAAUCACCUGGACCAAAUCUAACUCGAGCACAGUGUUAAAAAAUGACACUGGCUCAGCCACACUUCUCAUUUUCAAUGUGGUAGCUGAAAACAGCGGAUUGUACAUUUGCACAUCAGAACAUCUGAACAUCAGCUUUACCAAGGAGGUUCACAUAAAAGUGAAAAUGCAACCUCAGAUCCUAGAUAAGUCUGGCUGUAAGUCUCAGCAGGAUGUCCUGACCUGUGUGUGCAUCAGUCAGGGCUUUCCUUCACCCACAAUUACAUGGAAACUAUCGAAUCACGUAGACUACUCCUUCAACACUGUUGUGUCAAACCACACGGUCACUAGCACCGUCUCCAUAAAUAUAAAAGGCGUCUCCAAUAUUUCUGCUGUUUGUUUCAGCAGUAAUACAAACGGGCAAACAAGCAGGAAUCUUUCUGUAAAUGAGGUGGAAGAUGAAGGACAAAUCACAAACUUUCUACAGACUUUCACACAGAUGGGUAUAAUAAUUCCCUUUUUGGUCGGGGUUUUAGUUUCAGCAUUUAUUUUCUCCUGGUUGUGGCUGUGCUGCAGGAAAAAGCACAAGUCUCAUGGAAGAACAUCUGAGACUCUAGAAAUGACAAAUGGUGGUCACACUGUGGAUUAUGAGCCCAUUCUGGCCAGAGGGACAGCUGGAGGAUCCAAUGACCCAGAAGCUGGAACAUCAGAUAUAGAAUAUUCUGAUAUUCAUUUGUUGAUUGCAAACCCUUUAGAGAAGAAACCAAAGAAAGAAGACACAGAGUAUGCUAAGAUUAAUCCAAAAAAAGAAAGCAAAAUGGAAGAGGGAGAAGGGCGAGAAGAAGAGGAGGAGAUAAAACUCUGUGUGCCAGAGGCUGAGGAGAGCGAGACUGUAGCAGUGUAUUCUAAUGUGAAAAAACUGAAGGAUCAAAUGAAAGAAACAUUAACUUUAGCAGAUUGAAGAUGAAAGAUGGAGUUGACUGUAUUUAUGCAUCAACUGUCUUGAACAUAAAACAAAAAUUCAAGAAAGAAAAAGAUAGAAAUAUUAUAUUCACAAUCCAAACUGAUGGAUGUUUAAGUUAGCAAGAAACCACGGUGCUGAAAGAUGGUAAAGUGGCUUCUGGGAAAGCAGACAGGUGUCAGAUGUGUUUUGCAUGUUCCUCUUUAGGAACAAAGUGAAACUGGCCUGAGUUAGUUAAAAGGUUUUUGAACAGCAGUGCAUGUCCCCAUAACAUUGUUCCUCUUUAUUGUAAGACUGAAAAAAGUUUUUUUUUUUUUUUUUUUUUUUUUUUAGGGGGCUGGGGGGUGGGUAUGGAAGUGACAGUUUGUUUGUCUUAGCUAAACAAAAAGAUUGCUUAUAACUGUUCAAGUUGCAUUGCAGCAGAAAUGUUAUGUACAAAGAAAAUACUUUUUAAGUGCUUGUUUACUUACCUGUGAAAAAAAAUGUGGCUAUUAGACAUGCUGGUAAUUUUAUAAAUAAAUACCAUGUUUCCUUAAAUUUGUGCUUCCCAGUGAGAAUUUGCAGCACCUAAGUAACUGCAACCUGCUGAGAAAAGGCCUUUGUUUGCACAACAAAUCACAUUUUGUCAAUUGGUCCAUGCACAUAGACUGCUUUGCAUAAAUGCUAUUGUACAUAGUAAUGUAAAAUUUGCAAGCUUCUUUUAUUUUAUGUAAUAAUACACAAGCAAAAAGUAUGAAACCUAUUUGUGACAUGGAAAGAAAUGACAAAUAAAA
Molecule: messenger RNA, 3054 nt
Organism: Gambusia affinis (western mosquitofish)
Lineage: Eukaryota; Metazoa; Chordata; Actinopteri; Cyprinodontiformes; Poeciliidae
Product: basement membrane-specific heparan sulfate proteoglycan core protein-like
Exons: 11
Coding region: 275-2281 (668 amino acids)
Biological process (GO): cell-cell adhesion
Cellular component (GO): cell-cell junction
Molecular function (GO): cell adhesion molecule binding
Source: RefSeq, a predicted model, not a curated record